GGCGAGCCGGAGCCGAGGUGUGAUCUCUCAGGCAGACUUGGGCCGGUUACUGGGCUUGUUCUGACUCUCACUCCUGAUUCUCACUCCUGCACAGGUGAUUUACAGUAAGAAACAUGGCAACAUCAGCCAGCUCGCUGCUCAGCAAGGUGGUGAAGCGACAGUACAUGGAGCUUCCUCAGGGGGACAAAGUGCAGGUGAUGUACAUCUGGAUCGAUGGCACAGGGGAGGGACUGCGCUGCAAAACCAGGACGGUCGACUCCGAGCCAAAGAGCAUCGAGGAUCUUCCUGAGUGGAACUUCGAUGGCUCCAGCACCUACCAGUCUGAGGGCUCGAACAGCGACAUGUAUCUCAUUCCCUCGGCCAUGUUCAGAGAUCCGUUUCGCAAAGACCCCAACAAGCUGGUCCUGUGUGAAGUCCUGAAAUACAACCGCAAACCAGCUGAAACCAAUCAUCGCUUGACGUGUCGAAAGGUCAUGCAGAUGGUGCAGGAUCAGAGCCCGUGGUUUGGCAUGGAGCAGGAGUACACCAUCCUAGGAACAGACGGUCAUCCUUUCGGCUGGCCUUCCAAUGGCUUUCCUGGUCCUCAGGGACCUUAUUACUGUGGAGUCGGAGCAGACAAGGCAUACGGCAGGGAUAUCGUCGAAGCUCACUACAGAGCGUGUCUGUACGCUGGAGUGAAUAUCUGUGGCACGAACGCUGAAGUCAUGCCAGCGCAGUGGGAGUUCCAGGUGGGACCGUGCGAGGGCAUCGAGAUGGGAGAUCACCUGUGGGUGGCUCGUUUCAUCCUGCACAGAGUGUGUGAAGACUUCGGCAUUGUCGCCUCCUUUGACCCCAAACCCAUCCCUGGGAACUGGAACGGCGCUGGCUGUCACACCAACUUCAGCACUAAGGAGAUGCGGGAAGAAGGCGGGCUCAAGUGCAUUGAGGAAUCUAUCGAGAGACUGGCUAAGAGACACAGCUACCACAUUCGCGCCUACGACCCUAAAGGAGGCCUGGACAAUGCUCGCCGCCUGACCGGCCGCCACGAAACCUCCAACAUCCACGAGUUCUCCGCUGGCGUUGCCAAUCGUGGCGCCAGCAUCCGCAUCCCUCGCACUGUUGGACAGGAAAAGAAGGGAUACUUCGAAGACCGCCGUCCGAGCGCUAACUGCGACCCGUACGCCGUCACCGAAGCUCUCAUACGCACGUGUCUGCUUAACGAAGACGGAGAUGAACCCUUGGACUAUUAGAUCUUUUUAAAUCUCUCUACUUUCUGUCACUUUGAGGACUGGGCUUCAUUCCACUCAUCUGUUAAACCGCCGUGAGGCAGAUUUUAGUACUGUAUUCUCUUGUUUUUCUUUUAUUUCUGUUUCAUUAGAAUGUCUCUAACCAUGCGUCAUAGCCAUAACCAUGUUUUUUUCUUUUUUUUUUUUUUUU
Molecule: messenger RNA, 1416 nt
Organism: Clarias gariepinus (North African catfish)
Lineage: Eukaryota; Metazoa; Chordata; Actinopteri; Siluriformes; Clariidae
Gene: glula
Product: glutamate-ammonia ligase (glutamine synthase) a
Exons: 7
Coding region: 114-1229 (371 amino acids)
Cellular component (GO): cytoplasm
Molecular function (GO): glutamine synthetase activity
Source: RefSeq, a predicted model, not a curated record